Molecule: messenger RNA, 4257 nt
Organism: Naegleria fowleri
Lineage: Eukaryota; Heterolobosea; Eutetramitea; Acrasida; Naegleriidae
Exons: 4
Coding region: 1-4257 (1418 amino acids)
Molecular function (GO): nucleotide binding
Source: RefSeq, a predicted model, not a curated record
AUGAGUGCGGAAGACCAUCCAAGAAAAUCAUCAUCGGGAGGAGAGGCUGAAAUUAGUAGUAUCGGAUCAAGUCAUUCGAUCAAUGUUACAUCAGCAGACUCUUCGAAAUCGAAACACACACAACAACCGUCCAUCGUGGUUGAUUGUCCUACAGAAGCCUGCAUGAGUGCGAAUAAUGAUCCACAAGAUGUUCGUCAAAGUACUUCAUCGUCUAACGCUGAAAUCAAACAAUCAAUUAAUAACACUCAUAUUAUUCCUUCUUUACACUCGACGUCGCAUUCGGAACCCUCUCCAAUUCUAGAACCUCACCCGAACGUUUCAAGUUAUUUAGAAACUCCAACUCAUAGAAGGAAUCCAGUUUCUGUCCUUCGAAGUGCUCGUGGAAAUUUUGGUAGUACUUCCUCCAUCAUGGCAACAAGAGGUGGAAAAUCCGUCGCUUCACAAAUAGGAACAAGGAAAAGUACAGACGUAAUUUCACAUAAUACUUCGGAACCUAUCCUCACUACUAAUAACACCAGCAAUAUAGAGGUGUAUGAUAAUAUUUCUCUAUUAUCAAAAUAUGCUCAAAGCCACCUCGGAGGGAUAACAACAGCAGAAGCGAAACACCCAAUUAGAGGUGGAAUGCUUUUUCUACUAGUUUUAUUUUCAUGCUUACUUUUGUACAUAUCUGGUAUUCUCAAGUUUUAUGGAGUACCAUUCUAUGACCAAUAUGGUGCAAUUAGAUUAGUGGUUGAGGCAUCUAUUUUGACUUUAAGUUUGCUCUUCUUUUUUAUUGUUACAGUCGUGUCACACUAUCGAAGGAACCGAGUUGUCAUUAGUUUACUCAAACAUAAAUUUUCGAACCUUAAGAAACACGAUUUUAACUUUUCCAUGAAAAGUAAGGAUGGAAAUAUAUUUGAGGGAAUUAAUAUGAUUCCCUAUAAGAUGAUAUUCGUACUGAGAGAUAAAGCAUGGAGUAAAAUGCCUCAUGUAUUGCUUGUGAAAGAUGAUUUAAUUUAUACAGCCAAUACAAAGAGAGAUCUAGAAGAUAGUCACAUCAAAUAUGAAAUGGUGGAUAAAGUUGGUCUCUAUCGAGUUUUAGACACUCCCAUGAGUCAGUACAUUGAGGACUCUUACACAGACUACAGAAAUCAACAAGAGAAAAUGCCUUUGAAAAUUAAGCUUAAUAACUUGAUAUCUGUGCUAACCAUUGUGGCAUAUAUUGGCUUUGUACUUACUGUGAUAUGUAAUGUGAUACGAAUUGGUGUUGAGGGUGGAUCAUAUGAUUGGGUCACGCUCGGUUUGGUUCAGCCUGUCUAUGUGAGCUUAGUAGCAUUACCUAUUGCAUUUCCAGGCUAUUGGCUACUUUGUCUUUCUACCUCAAACUCUCGAUUAUUGUCUCUAUUCGAAAUUUUAAUGAAACCUUUGAAAAACGAAACAAGUUCAGAUCACCAAAAACGAGUGCAAAUAACAGAAGAAAAUAGACACAAACCCAUGAAGAUUCCUGUUGGAACGCAAUUGAAAAAUUUUUUCAAAGUCAUUACUACUGCCAAUGCUAGAUAUUAUGACAAUUUGACUGUACUUGGAACAAUUACUGCUUUAUGUUUUAUUAACAGAACAGGACUUUUAGCUGAUUUGUUAUAUGCUCCUGAAAAAAUUUUGUUCAUGAAAGGAGAAGAUGAAAGCAGACACAUGGGUGGAGAUAUGGGUGCAGUCAGUGGCAUGGACAUAUCUGAAGAUCAAUAUUCUGAGAUUAAUCCACAAACUUCAUCUAAAUAUCCACAGAGAGAAAGAAGAAACAGCACACCUAGCCAAGCAGUCUCUGUUUACAACAAUCCAGAAGAUUCUGCAGAUUUAGCAAGCGAAAUUGAGCUCAAAGAAAGUGACAAGAAUUUCAAAAGUCAAGGAAAUUUAGGAAUGGGUGACGAGGUAGAUGAAAUGGUGGGCAAUGUAGCUAAUGACGAGGUUCUUCCGUCUGAGACAGUUUCCACAGUCCCUGAGCGACCUGAAGAAAAUACUGGUAAAAAGAAUGAAAGGCCAAUAGAUGGACUUCCAAAAGAUGAAUUAUCAUCUCAUGAAAUUCCAUCUGGUGUACAAACAACUGAUGUUACAUCUCAUCAUGCUAUUCAUACAGAAAAACCAGAAGAAAUUGUUACUUUAGAUGUACUGUUUGAUAGAACUGCUUCGAGAGAAGUGGAUGUCAUUCGUUUUUCUGAUCCAAAUUGGAUGUCACAUACAAAUUCCUUAAAGCCACUAGGUUUAAGUCUUUUAGUAACGGGAUCAUCGCCAUUACCUGAUUUUGACAAAACUGAGGGAAUGCUUGAUGCAAAAUCCCAUCUGUGGAAAAAGUAUGCUUACUUGCUUGGAAAAGAAAUUGGGUUUUCAGACAGUGUGAUUGAGUCGUUUAGUUUUAAGAAACGUCUUCAUACUCAGUCAGCAAUAGGCGAAAUGAGCUCUAUUAUUGUGGAAUAUGACAAACAAGAAAAACAAUUGCAUUCUUUUGGUGAUCCAGAGGUACUUAUAGAAUAUUGCUCUGACUAUUACUCAGGAACUGACAUUAGACCUCUCAACAAACAUUUAAAAGAUAAUAUCUUGGAAAUUGUGAAGAACUGGAGAGAACGAAGAGAUUUAUAUUGCCUGGCAAUCUCUUAUACCCCCAUUGACCAGAAAUAUGAUCAUAUAGUGAAUGGAAAAGGAGAUAUCAUCAAUAUUUCACGAAAGGAGACAACUACAUCUGUAAAUAUUUCACACACUUUGUCUCCCUCUGCAACACCACUUGAUGAGCACUCUGAAGGUGAUAUUUUCGAUAGUGAAAAGUAUAUCAAUGCUGCAGAUCAUAUGCAAAGAGGACAAAUCUUAUUAGGAGUAGCUGCUUUUAGGCAACAACCCAAGAGAGAUUUGGCUGAAUUUGUUAGAGACUUACAAGAAAAUUGUGGAAUUAGAUUCAUCCACUUUUCUCAGUACAAUACUCAAAAAACAAAGGCCUUUGGAUCAAAAAUUGGUAUGGAAGUAGAUUGGAAUUGCUGCAUUUCUUUAAAUGAAAAAGAAGUGGAAUUGGAUUUAGAAGAUUUGAAGGCGAAAUUGCCACAUGGUAUUCAAAACAUUAGGGAACACUUGAAGACUGUUGAUGACGUACCCUUGCUUGUUUCUCUCUUUUCAGACAGUACUCCCGUCUCAACUAAAGAAAUGAUCGAAGUAUUACAGGAGAAUCAUGAAGUUGUAUGUUGUGUUGGAUCAUCGAUCAAUAUUAACAACUCGAGAUCAUUCAACCAAGCAAAUAUUUCUAUUGCCGUAGAUCCCAGUACACAACAGCAUUUAAGGCCAAUGGACUUUGACAACCUUCAAGAGGAAGUUUCAGAUUUACAAGAAGAUAUUUCUCCAUUCCUAUCGUAUCCUUGUGCCCUUCAUAUUACUACUCAUCAGUCGGAGACUCCAAUUUCAUCCUUCUCCGUUAUUUUCCAUCUCAUUAAGGAAGGUAGAAAAAUGGUACACAACAUUCGACAAUCUCUUGCAUUCCUAUUUGCAUCCUGUAUGUGUCUAUUUUUCAUUCAACUUUUAUCAGUUGUGAUGGCACUUCCUUCCACCCUUUUUACUGGCAUUCAAUUUCUUUGGCUUAUACUUGUGAUCAUUCCACUCAUGUCCUUCUCACUAUUGGGAACUCCAAUAGAGCCAAAGAUUAUGGAUUUAAUUUCUUCAAAGAAUGAAUUUAAGAGAAGCAAGUAUAUUUGGAAAUUGUUGUUGACCAUGUUACGAUUCUGCCUCCCCAUUCCAGCUGCAUUUCUUGUUUACUUUUGGACUAUCAUGUGUAUGGAUGAAACUGUUUCCAUCUCAAAUGUUGGAAUGAUUUGGGGAGAUCAAAUUCCAUCAGAAAUCAGACAAGGAGUAGCAUUCAACAGUGUUCUUACCUAUGCCCAAACGAUUACGAUGUUUUGUCUUGUUUAUUAUUGGAUUUUCCUCUCCGUUGGGACGAUGCAUCGUGUGUAUUCCAUUAUCACUGUGAAAUUCUUUUUGAAUCCUUUGUGGUGGGUGAUUAUGCCUAUUUGUUUAAUUUUACAAGCGCUCUAUACAUUCCUACACAUUAUCAUAUCAAGACCAUCGAGCGUACAAUCAUGGCCCAAUUACCCUUUCUAUGCCUAUAUCAUUAUUUUUCUCUUUCCUUUCUCGUUCAUUGCAAUAGAUGAGCUUAUCAAGAUUCGAGUGAGAAGAACGUUCUUCAACAAGCAACAAAAAGCAAAACUCAUGUUUGACACAAAGCUUGGAAUGUAUUCACCAAAAUAG